This is a messenger RNA of Prunus armeniaca (apricot), 4393 nucleotides long. Lineage: Eukaryota; Viridiplantae; Streptophyta; Magnoliopsida; Rosales; Rosaceae. The record is from the annotation of a GenBank genome assembly.
AGCACUACUCUUGGUGACUCUGCCCAAGCACCUUCCGACACUACCAUCUUCUGCUCAAACACCUUCCGCCACAGCCACCAUCGACACAGCAUCAUGGGUGAAUCAACUCUCACAGAGCCGAAGACCACCGUCCACACGACUCGCUCGAGUUACACAACUCAGACACACCAGAACUCUCCUUGCACUUUGGGAUGAGCUGGGUUCUUACCAGGAGCCUCUUGUUUGUGAUUGUGAAGGGCUGAAGAAACUUGUAGAGAGAGAGGAAAAAGAAAGAGUGAUGCAAUUUCUAAUGGGCUUGAACGAUUCAUACUCCACCGUUCGGGGAUCAAUUCGGAUGAUGAAUCCUUUACCAGAUACACGCAAAGUUCAUGGACUGAUCCUUCAACAUGAGCGUCAAAUGGAGGUGACUAACCGAAAUGAUAACACGCUUACUUCACAUGCAAUGCAAAUCAGACGAUCCUCAAUUGCAGGACCUUCACAACCACGCAAGUCUCUGAAGUGCACAUACUGCGAUGGAGACGGACAUCUGAAAGAUCGAUGCUACUUCAUCAUUGGCUUUCUCGUGGGCCACAAAUGGCAUGGUAAAAAUGUCAAACCCAGAAACCAGCGUUCAGGACCUACUGCUCACAACGUUGAAGCUAAUCCACCACCAACCAAACAUGCUGAUACGGUCAAGCCAAUCGCUGAUGGUCCAACCUUCACCAACGAGGAGUACAAUGAACUUAUUGCUAUGAUUCGCAAUAAGAAGGGUAAUGGUCAGUUGUUGGUGUUAAGAAGGCAAAUAUCUUUCUUCCCUAUUUUACAUGGUAUCAGAGUAGGAAGACAAACCCUAGCUCUCUCUUUUUUGCCGUCUCAAAUUUUAUUUUCUUUGCCAUUGCUUCUCAUCAUGGAGCGCGAGCAAUUUCUCUCUGAUCUCCAGUUUCAACAGAUAUUAUCUAUUAUUAACAAUAAAGGGGCAAAUCAAUCCUCCAAUCCUAAGGCCAAUGCUGCUGGUACUUCUUCAAAUUUGUCACAAGCACCGUUGCGCCUCCGUCGAUUAAUCCUCGAUAGUGGUGCAACCGAUCAUAUUACUUCUUCUCCAAAUUUGCUUGUCAACAGUCGUCAGAACACUAUUUUACCGCCAGUUAUUAUGCCCAGUGGAGAACAGGCUCCAAUCACAUCUACUGGAACUUUACCUUUGAACUCUGUUAUUUCUUUGAAAAAUGUGCUUGGUGUGCCAUCUUUCAAGGUGGAUUUGAUGUCUGUGAGUCAAGUUACAAGAAGUCUCAAUUGUUCUGUAACCUUUUUUCCCUCUUGGUGUAUUUUGCAGGACUUGACGACGAAGACGACGAUUGGUUUGGGUAAACAACGAGACGGACUUUAUUACUUGGUCGCAUUGGCGUCAGCAACACCGAGCCCUAAAUUCAGAUCCUCCGCUGCCAUUGCUAGCCAUCCAUCUUGUUCUCAUGUCACCUCCUCCACUGACUUGUGGCACCGCCGAUUAGGGCAUCUAUCUUCCUCUAGAUUAGAUUUUAUGGCAAAAAAUUUGCUCAAUUUUCCUUUCAAAUCCAAUAAUCCUUGUGAUGUUUGUGCACUUGCAAAACAAUGUCGACUUCCUUUUUCUGCUAGUUCAAUUUCGUCUGUUAGACCGUUUGAGUUAAUUCACUGUGAUAUUUGGGGCCCCUACAAAAUUCCUUCUUUUUCUGGUGCUAAAUAUUUUUUGACAAUUGUGGAUGAUUAUUCUCGUUUCACAUGGGUAUUCUUUAUGCAGCACAAAAGUGAAACACAACAUUUACUUACAAAUUUUUUCUCCUUUGUCAAAACUCAAUUUGCUGCAUCCAUUGCUAAUAUUCGAGUUGAUAAUGGGGGGGAAUUCUCUUCUAUGAAAGCUUUUUUUCAACAAAAUGGCACUACUUACCAACACUCUUGUGUCUAUACACCCCAACAAAAUGGGGUUGUAGAGCGCAAACAUCGUCAUAUCCUUGAGUCAGCCCGUGCCCUUCGCUUUCAAGCCCAUCUCCCUUUGCGUUUUUGGGCAGAAUGUGUUCUCACCGCUGUACAUUUGAUUAAUCGUUUGCCCACACCACUUCUUUCCCAACAAACUCCUUUUGAACGCCUUUAUGGCAAGAUCCCUUCCUAUUCCCAUCUUAAGGUUUUCGGGUGUCUUGCCUAUGCUACUGAUGUGCAUGUCCCUCAUAAGUUCGCUCCUAGAGCCAAACGUUGUGUUUUCCUUGGUUACCCGGUCGGUCAAAAAGCCUACAAGCUCUAUGACCUUACCACUCAUAAAUUUUUCACUAGUCGUGACAUUGUUUUUCAUGAAACUAUUUUUCCCUAUGCGUCCCUUCCAUCCAUUCCAACACCUCUAGCCCCCGUCCUUCCUCAUUUUGUGUCUGACCCUCCUAUUUCUGACUCAUUCCCUACGACCUCCACAGCACCAUUAGAACCGGUCCAUCCCGUCCCUCCCUUAGCAAUGACCCAACCCGAUUCUCCUUCUGCGUCUCCGCAUCCAGCCACCUCCACUUUUGAUCAACCCAUUCCUAUCAGCGUCGUUCAGCCCCCUCCCGUCCCUCCAUUAGAAAUGACCCAGCCAGCUUCUCCUUCUGCGUCUCCGCAUCCAGCCACCUCCACUUUUGAUCAACCCAUUCCUGCCAGCGUCGUUCAGCCCCCUCCCGUACCAGUUUUACGACGUUCUCAACGACAUCACAGUCCUCCACGUGCUUUACGUGAUUAUGUUUGCAACCAAGUAACGUCUCCCAAACCGUCGCCGUCUUCUUCGUCUGGUUCCACCAAAGGUACAAGGUAUCCUCUUUGUAACUUUCUCUCUUACCAUCGUUACUCACCACAGCAUCAUUCUUUUGUUGCUACUAUUAGUCAGGAUGUUGAGCCCAGCUCUUAUACCGAAGCAGCUUCCCAUUCACACUGGCAGGACGCCAUGCAAUCUGAAUUGGCAGCUUUAGAGGCCAAUCACACUUGGUCUCUCACUCCUCUCCCUCAUGGCAAGAAACCCAUUGGAUGUCGCUGGGUUUAUAAAAUCAAACGUCACUCAGAUGGCACCAUAGAGCGUUAUAAAGCUCGUUUGGUGGCCAAGGGUUACACAAAGUUGGAAGGUAUCGAUUAUCAUGACACUUUUUCUCCCACUGCUAAAAUGAUUACUAUUCGUUGUUUAUUGGCUCUGGCAGCUGCUCAGGAUUGGUCCCUUCACCAAUUAGAUGUCAACAAUGCUUUCCUUCAUGGUGAUCUCCAUGAAGAAAUUUAUAUGUCUCCACCUCCUGGUCUUCAGCGACAGGGGGAGAACUUGGUGUGUCGCCUCAACAAGUCGUUGUAUGGUUUAAAGCAAGCUUCUCGUCAAUGGUUUGCCAAGUUCUCAACAGCUGUUCAAGCUGCCGGAUAUGUUCAGUCCAAAGCGGACUACUCGUUAUUCACAUGUCGGAAUGGAAAGUCCUUUACCGCUCUGUUGAUAUAUGUUGACGAUAUUCUUAUUACGGGUAAUGAUCUCAAGGCUAUAUCCACUCUUAAGCAAUUUUUGCAUAGUCGUUUCCGAAUUAAAGAUUUGGGGGAUUUGAAAUAUUUUCUGGGCAUUGAAGUCUCUCGAUCAAAGAAAGGUAUUUCUAUUUCACAACGGAAAUACACUUUGGAAAUUUUGAAGGAUGGUGGAAUUUUGGGUGCUAAACCUGUGAACUUUCCCAUGGAGCAAAACAUAAAGCUCUCUGAUACAGGUGAAUUGCUUAGAGAUCCAUCUCAAUAUAGGCGACUUGUGGGACGCCUAAUUUAUUUAACUAUUACUCGGCCUGAUAUCAUGUAUUCGGUACAUGUAUUAAGCCGAUUCAUGCAUGCACCACGUAGACCACAUAUGGAAGCUGCCUUGCGUGUGUUGCGUUAUUUGAAAAGUGCUCCAGGACAGGGUUUGUUUUUCUCUUCUCAAAAUGAUUUAUCUCUGCGAGCUUUUUGUGACUCGGAUUGGGCUGGUUGUCCAAUGACUCGUAGAUCCACUACAGGUUAUUGUGUUUUUUUAGGAUCUUCACUUGUUUCUUGGCGAACAAAGAGGCAGAAAACAGUGUCACUCUCUUCAGCAGAAGCCGAAUAUAGAGCCAUGACAGGUACAUGCUGUGAGUUGUCUUGGUUACGUUCAUUAUUGAAGGAUUUACGAAUAUUGCAUCUGAAACCGGCAUUGCUACAUUGUGAUAACAAAGCAGCCUUACAUAUAGCAGCCAAUCCCGUUUUCCAUGAGAGAACCAGGCAUAUAGAAAUGGACUGCCACUUUAUUCGGGACAAAAUACAGGAUGGUUCGGUUGUAACCAAGUUUGUUACUUCGGCAAAUCAGCUUGCGGAUGUAUUCACUAAACCGUUGGGAAAGGAACCCUUUUCUACCAUGAUUCGCAAGUUGGGAGUUCUCGACAUUCACUCUCCAACUUGA